AUGGUCCUCAUAGGGAGAGUGGAUGAGCAACCUCUUGUAGUAAACUCUCAGGAGCCAGUGAACUACGAACAGACGACAGUAGAAGUGGAGAUAAUUCCUUUCUCCGAUGGAUCACCUAUUUUCGAUACCUCGGAACGGAUGAUCCAAAGCUUCCUCCGCCAAACACCAGUGGCUCCAGAAGAACCUGCAGUUAUCCCCGACUUGGAUCUUCCUGCCCGUCUCCCGGUCAACUCACCCUCGUCUUUCUACGGCGUACCAAUCACAGCAGCGUCACCACCUCUUCCGGACUUCAACCGAUCUCUACAUCUGCGUGUGGAUCUGACUGUGCCCAGCUCCGACUACACAGAGGCUUUUGAUAUACAAUGGCACUCGGAGUCGAACACAGCGAAGACCGUGGUCGAGGACGGUAGCACUGUCAUCUACCGCGCACCGGUGGCGGACGGACGCAUCCAGUUCCUUGAGGAGGAAUGGCUGUACAAUUCCUACUUACAGAUCCAACGAGAACUUAAGGACGGACACGAGGUGCGCCGCUGCACGCUCUCCCCACUGAUGCAGGCUUCCCCCGAAGAUAACGCCUUCCCAGGACUACCAGCAUUCGACCAGUUUGAGUUCGUUGGUUACACGACGGCAGAAGGCCGAUCGCUAGUGGAGCGCUGGCGCCGCGUAGUCAAGAGUGGCCUAGGAGAAGGUGGCGCGGCGGAGGGAGAAUCUCUUACCGUCACGCACGAGAUGUUCAUCGUCAGGGAAAGGGGACAAGCGGUGCCUCUCAGAUACUCAGUGGUGACGGACAGCUCAGUCCUCGGUGCCAAGAGUGACAGCUACACCCACCGCUACAACUUGCUCGACGCGCCAACCUCUGCAGUUCUCCCCGACACGUCCCAGGAUUGCGACAUCUUUGAGGAGUACCCAGUGGAGCUCGAGCAGCACAGUCUUCAGAAGAGGGCUAUUGGCCUCGUGUCGAGGGUGCUCGCUAACUUCGACCCGAUCAGAGAGUUCGCUGGACCGACAAGAGAUAUUCGAUACGACUCCAUAUUCUCUGACUUCAAAAAGCAAUUCAAACGCAUAUACCUAGACCCGGCCGAAGAGGCCGUCCGCAAGAACCUCCUCGUCAAAUCCUCUCGCUUCAUCGAGGCAGGCAACCGUCUCUCCUCUGGGUUCAAGAUGGCAGCCAACUUCAUGGCAGACAGGCUGGAUGAUGAGAUCAACCAGCUGUUAGGAUUUGAGGCGCCGCCAGAGGGCGCUAGCGAGCCUGGACUUGUGCCGUUCCCGUACUCGGAGAAUGAAGUGAAGAGUAUCAAGUUGGAUGAUGAGUUUGACUGGCGACCACUUGGAGCCGUUUCUCCUGUGCGCUUCCAAGACACAACGUGCUCAUCGUGCUGGGCCUUCGCCGUGGCGGGCUCCACGGAGGGCGCGCUGUUCAAGAAGACCAACACGCUGGUGCCGCUGAGCCCUCAGUGCCUCGUCGACUGCGGCAAACCGUUCGGAACGAACGGCUGCAACGGCACGUGGCCCAGCUUUGCGUAUGAUUACGUGAAGGCCCGCGGGCUGCCGGCGUGGGACGAGUACACCAACUACCAGGCUAAGGUAUUGCAAUGCAAGGACCAGACCGUGCCACCGGUCACGCACAUCAGCGGGCACGUCAACGUUACCGCCUUCAGCGAGGAGGCCCUCAAGGUGGCGAUCAAGAAUCACGCGCCGUCGGUCGUCAUAGUGGACGCGAAAGCGCAGAGCUUCAUAUAUUACAAGUCGGGAGUGCUGAAGGACAAGCGCUGCGGCGAAAACAAGCCUCGCCUCAACCACGCCGUCCUCGCCGUCGGCUGGGGCACCAAAGACGGCCCCCACUUCAUCAUCAAGAACACGUGGAGCGACAAGUGGGGGGAGGGCGGUUACAUCCGCAUCGCGCCCGACUCCUGCGCAGUUCUGGAGUGGCCGUCUUACUCGUUAGUAGAGGAACCAAACAUUGAUAGAGCGGAGCUGAGAGCGGCCGCGGCGAGUAUCAAAGCUUAGUUUUCGAUGCCAAAUCUGAUUAAAUUUUCACCGUUUUGUUGCUCCUCCUGAUGCCCAGAAAGUUUCGUUUUGUUACAAGCUUUUAUUUAACUUGCCCUGUUAGUACAUAUGUUGAGUGUCGGUCAAAUCUUGGAAGCUAAAUUUGACCCACUUCCCGUUUUCCGAUUGAGCUGAUACUUCACAUA
This is a messenger RNA of Cydia strobilella, 2192 nucleotides long. Its product is annotated as counting factor associated protein D-like. Lineage: Eukaryota; Metazoa; Arthropoda; Insecta; Lepidoptera; Tortricidae. The transcript is spliced from 13 exons. The record is from RefSeq and is a predicted model, not a curated record. Bases 1 to 2007 code for a protein of 668 amino acids. Gene Ontology annotation, cellular component: lysosome. Gene Ontology annotation, molecular function: cysteine-type endopeptidase activity.